Monomorium pharaonis (pharaoh ant) is the source of this 4142-nucleotide messenger RNA. RefSeq lists its product as uncharacterized. Gene Ontology annotation, cellular component: neuronal cell body; axon; dendrite. Gene Ontology annotation, biological process: sensory perception of taste. Lineage: Eukaryota; Metazoa; Arthropoda; Insecta; Hymenoptera; Formicidae. The coding region runs from base 1775 to 3145 and encodes 456 amino acids. The transcript is spliced from 3 exons. The record is from RefSeq and is a predicted model, not a curated record.
AAUAAUAUGAAUUAAAUAGAAUAUAAUUUUAUCCGAAAUAAUGGGGCCAACUGUUCCAACUUCUUGAUAGAAACUUACUUAACCAAAUAAACAUGUAUCUAUUUUUAUCUUUCUUUCUAAAUAAAUAAGGGCAGGUGAUAAUAGAUACUUUGCAUGUAUCUUCCCAAAUAAAUUUGAAUAAUCGGUUCUUAAAGUACAGAUUCUAAAGCAUGUGUUCUGUUAAAAUGGUUAGUUUGUGUGUUUGAUUUCUUUGCUUCGCGCUUUUGGUAACGAUAUGUUUAAAUCUCGUAGGUACAUACUGCAUGAACAGAAUGAUGUGCUACGUGUCAGCAUAUUACUACAUUUAUUACAGUAUCAGGCAGUAUAAUAAAAGUAGUCAAAAAUAAUAGAUAGAAUAAAUAAGUUUAAUAAGAAAGAAAGAAGUCUUAUUCAUGAAAGACGAGCCAGUGAAAACGUCCGAAAACGUCUUUCGUCCUGAUUAUUACAUCCUGUAUUAUUGCUAUACACAGAAUACAUUUUCGCGACCCACUUGUUAUUUUAUCAUAUAUUAAUUCAGUUGUUGAUCAAUAGCUUCAUUUUUGAUGUUAUUGUGAAUGUGCUGUACUACAAAUUUUAUUUGAUAAAUAAUCUGAUCGGUCAAAUAAAUGCAUUAUAAUUAAGUGCAUAGAUCGCACUUUACAAAGUUAGAUGUAUCAGAAAGCUCCAUAAUCGUAAGGUUUUUGUUUAAAAUCCUUGACAAAUAAUAUUAUUUACAUCUAUGAAUACAUUGUGAUGAUAUUGUUAUCAAGAUAAUAUAUAUUAAAAUUGAGAACUAUGUUAUACACUAUACAGGUAUUUGUGCUCUCGUUAUUCGUGCCAAAUGAUAUUUAUCUUUUUAAUCUUUUCGAUCUUUUGAUUGAUUUUUUAUCUUCUCCUCUGUCUAAUGAAUUGUUUCAUCGUGAUUGUAGAAACCCCUAUUCAAAAUUCACAGUAUUGUAGAAGAAAUUUUAUACUUACAUCAAUAUAUGGUAUUCUUUGUGUUCUUUAUGUUACACAAACAUUUUAUGUUCUUUGUGACAUACUGGGUUUAUACGCUUGCACGAUAAGAAUUCGAGAAAAUUAGAAUCAUUACGCAUUUGCAUCAAAUUGUAAAAACCUGGACCGGGAUAUGUCAGAAAUGACCUCAAAGAUUUUUCAAUUCAAUUACAACAGCAUUGAAAAGUAUUUACGACUCGCAAUUUUUUUUUAAAUGAACAACAUUCUUUUGAGUGAUGUGAAUACAUAAUUUAUUUACCUUAUUACAAUUUACAGAGAGCUCUUCUCGAAUUAUAAUGUAAGUUAUAUUUUUAGAAAAAUUAAAUAAUGUAAAUUUAUUUUUCAGUUAAUAUAUUGGUUUCAUUUAUUACAGCACACCUAUUUACUUAAGAUUAAAAAUUAAUUUAUUUCUUUAAUUUUCUUAAUUGCUUUAUAUUAUUAGAUAUUAAUACCUGUCCUUGUUUUUGUAUAAGUUUAUUUGAAGAUACUAAGCUUAAUUAAUAAUUUUUUUAAUGCAUUUCAUUUAUUAAAAUGGCAUUACGCUGGCAUGCAAUCCAAUGUUAUAAAAUACCCGAAGUAGUAUGUUGGUUUCUAUUUUGCGUGAUACACCAAGAAGGAUUACAACUCGCGCGCUUGUCAGAGUAUUUUGUGUGUUUCCAGAAAGUUUUACUAUUUUCCUUCAAAAUAGUCUGUAUCGCGAACGUCAAUAUAAUCAAUAUACUUACUUGUGAAACGUGUCGAUUAACAAUAAGUGUUGAAAAUGGAGAAGAUUCACAUCCACAUGAAAGACAACUUACCUUUGAUAGACCACAUCUUACGUCCAAUAUCAUAUACCUCGUGGCUUCUGGGUGCCGGUGUUGCACAUCCGCGCAAAUACUCUAAGAUUGUCACGAUAAUCGUACAUAUAAUUUAUUUGGUUCUGUGUAUUAUUGGCAUAAUAUUAGAGAUAAAAUUUGUAAUGUAUGAUAUGGAUAUCUUCAGAAGCAUAUACUCCUUUUUAAUCUGUAGUUGUUUUAUGAUAAAUUAUGGAUCUACAUAUUACCGCAUUUAUCAAGUGAUUAGGCAAUACGAUAAGUGGUCGGAGCUAAUGGAUAAAAUAAAGAAGUUCGAUCAGAAAAUUAGAAAGGAAAUACUUAUAAAUGACAAGCCAGUGAAAAUUGCGGAAGUAUUAGCAAUUCUAGUGACGUUUACUUGUUGUCCUUUGUGCAUAAUUGUGAAUAUCUUGUAUUAUUAUUUUACAUAUUCAAAUCCGAUAAACGGGAUUGACAAAAUAUUUUAUUACUACAUGUUGGCCCAAUCUCUCAUCAAUGGCUUUGUCUUUGAUAUUGUUGUCUAUGUGCUGUAUUAUAGAUUACAAGCAAUAAAUGAAUUGAUUGGCCAAUUGAAUGAGCUAUCUGACGCGUUUAAGAUUAGACGCAUCCGAAAAAUGCAUAAUGGUGUUUGUGAUCUUGUCAUCAUGGUAAAUGACAUUUAUGGUUUUAAUCUUCUUAUCUGCUCGGUGAACUGUUUCACUAUGGUUCUAUCUCAACUAGCCAUAAUCUACUUGGUAGUUACAAAAAUAAUCACACCUUCAUUGAUGUAUUAUGUUGAACUUAUUACUUCUUUGAUUCUGUACACCAUGCAAUUUGGUCUGAUGUGUUGGAAUUGCACGCUUGUGCGUCGAGAAUUCCACAAAACUGGCAUAAUUAUGUACGACAUUGUGCUAAAUUUCAAACAUACAAAUCUUGAAUUAAAAGAGAGGAGGAGUCAAUCAAAUCCAGAAAUGCGACUAUCAGUGGAAGGUCCGAAUAGUUGGCAAAAUUCUGUUUGGAACAGUAGUCACUAUCUGAACAACAUCGCCGCAAAAAAUUUGCAACAUCAUGCAGAAAAUCUAUCCAAAAACUUGAAUUGUGAACGUAUUAGAAACGAGAUGAAUGAUUUUUUGAAUCAACUACAACAUAGUCGAGUAGUAUUUACAGCCUAUGAUUUCUUCGAAAUAAACAAUGCACUGUUUAGUGGUUUUAUUGGCGUAAUCAUCGUUUAUUUGACAAUCUGUACUCAAUUUUUUCUAGAUAUGAAAGCAUCUGAAAAUAUUAAUAAGAUAUUGCAACAUGUUUUGCAGGAGAUACAGCGAGUUGUAACUGAUGUGUAGCAAUGUCUGCAAUUUAAUGUAUCUAAAUCGGAAAUGUAGUAGGUUGUCUUUUAUUUUUACGUGCAUGGAAUAUAAAAAAGAAUUCAUGACGCGCGCUUGUCAAAGUGUUUCAGAAAACUUCACAGGGACAUAAAAUUGGUUGAGUUAGAGUUAGGAAAAAUUCCGGAGUGGAGGUGCAGGGAGGGGUGCUUUGCCCCCCUCCCUCCGCCCACACGUUUCCUUUUGCACCUUCCCAUGUGUGUGUGUGUGUGUGUGUGUGUGUGUGUGUGUGUGUGUGUGUGUGUGUGUGUUGUACUUUGUUAAACGUAAUAUUUACCGUUUUUUGUUAUUUUUCAUAACAAUUAUUUUUCAUAACAUCUUAGAAAAUGCAAGCAAUCCCCCAAAAACAGUUUUAGAUUUAGGCAGCAAAAAUAUAUACGACUCUACUACCUUUUAAUUGAUUUCUCGUAUAGGCCCUAAUUGUACAUAUUUACCAAAAUGGCCGAAAAAAUUAGUAAGUUACAUAUUUUUCGGACUCCCCUAAUUGAUUAUCACUAUUAGUCAUAACAAAAAUUUUUACAAAGAAACCUGCAAAAAAACUUCAAAAUUGGGGAAAGCCAUGAUUCUAAACAUUUACCUAAAUUUUGAUUACAUCUUUUAUGUUUUUUAAUUAUAUGUAUACAAAAAAGUCACUUAAGUUACUAUAUAAACAAUAAAUUUCAGAAUGCAUUAAAAGAAAUAAUAUGAAUUAAAUAGAAUAUAAUUUUAUUCAAAAUAAUACGGCCGAUUGUUCUAACUUCUUGAUAAACUUAACUUACCAACUAUCAUGUAUCUAUUUUUACCAUUUUUUCUAAAUAAAUAAAGGCAGAUGAUAAUAGAUACUUCGCAUGUAGCUUCCUAAAUAAAUUAGAAUAAUCGAUUCUUGAAGUAUAGAAUAUAAAUUCUAUGUAACCCAACGCCAAUCUGAAUAUUAUAUUUAUUACACAAUUUAAGUAGAAAUAGGCCAUAUUUAAUAAUU